This is a messenger RNA of Lymnaea stagnalis (great pond snail), 8327 nucleotides long. Lineage: Eukaryota; Metazoa; Mollusca; Gastropoda; Lymnaeidae. The record is from the annotation of a GenBank genome assembly.
UGAGACAGCUGACAGCUGAAAAUCUGCUUCCACGACCACACGUCUUCUGCAUCCAUUUGACAAUUCUGCAAAAUGCAUAACUUACGGAGAUUGAAUAAAGUUAUUUUACCCCCACUGGUACACGAAUGGACGAAUAAUUAAAUUAUUAUUUCAAUUUGCAUCUAAGUGUAAAAAAGAAAAAAUGUUGAGUCUAGAACUAGAACUAGAAGUAGUCAGUUCAGUUACACACUUAAUCUUAAACUUAAACUUUAAAUUAAAAUUAAGUCUAAACUAAAGUUAAGACUUAACAGUAGUUAAGUCAGUCUACAAAUUAAAGUUUAAGUUCAUUUAAGAAGGUUAAUUGGUUACUUCAAAGCUUGCAUUGCUCUCAAAGUUUAUUUUUACAAUAAUUCAAGGAAACUUCACAAACUAUGAUGGGUUUUUUAUCUUUACCGGGUCCUUGAAGUUCUGGAAAUCACAAUUUCUAUUUACAUUUUUUUUGAAAAUCCAUAGAAAAAACCUGUAAUAAAAUAAAAUUCAUUAUUUGUGUAGGACCUCUACAAAUUAAAGUUUAAGUUCAGUUAAGAAGAUUGUUUUAAGACUUCAAAGGCAAAGCUUGCAUUGCUCUCAACAAAGUUUAUUUUUACAAUAAUUUUUGAAUAAUUCAACAAAACUUCACAAACUAUGAUGGGUUUUUUUUCUUUACCGGGUCUUUGGUGACAUUCUGGAAAGCACAAUUUCUAUUUACAUUUUUUUGAAAAUCCAUAGAAAAAAUCUGUAUAAAAUAAAAUUCAAUAUUUGUCUAGGACCUUUGCAUUUUCUAAUUUUAAGGGGGGGGGGGGGGGUUUUUUUUUUUUUUUUUUGUUUUUUGUACCCCUUUUUUUUAAAAAUUUUUUUUAAACUUUUUUCUAUCCUAAUAAAAUGUUAGUAAACAACACGGAUAGAAUCAGAAUCAGACUAAACCACAGAAAGCUCCUUUUCUUUCCAAUCAUGCUACUUAUCUAGCAUUAAAUUUUUAAGUGAAAUCGCUGCUAUUUCCUAAAUGUUUUUAUAUUCAAUCUAAAACUUAAUCAAAUGACACAGUCAAUUUAAACUUAAGGCUACUUAUCUCAAUUUUGUUUUGAAAAAAAAUUGUUUAAUGAGACUUUCAAUUAAAAAAAACAACUUCUCAACAUGUGAUAAUGAUAAGUUUUUUUGUAUUUUUUUAAAUUGAAAUAGCACUUUACACUAAGAAAUACCUGUGCCAGAACAAAAUGGACUGGUCAAGAAACCAUACAAACAGAUGACCCUGAAGUUUAUGAAAUCAUCAAGCAGGAAAAAUUCCGCCAAUCUAAUGGUUUGGAACUCAUUGCAUCUGAAGUAAGUCAAAGGCUAUCUAAUUAAAUUGUUAAAAUAUGUGCCUUCUUACAAUGAAUGUUAAUAAAGAUAACCUAAAUUUCAUUUUUUCCAUUUGUAUAAAAUAAAUUAAAAAACUUUACACAACUAUUUUAACUUGUAAUGUUAGUAUUAAAUUUUUUUUUAAGUUAUGAGAGAUGUCUAUAUUUUCUAGAAUUUUGCAAGUCGGGCUGUUUUGGAAGCCUUAGGAUCAUGUAUGACUAACAAAUAUUCUGAAGGUUAUCCAGGUGCCAGGUAAAUAUUUGAGAUUAAUUAAAAUUAAAUAUUCUUGUUUCUAAUAGUACGUAUUUGUAAAAAAAAUAUUUAAAUGUCAAAUAAUAUCUUGUUUAUAGAUGAAUCGGUACAUUCUAUUUAACUCACAACUGACCAGAAAUAAUAUUUUAAUCUGCAUUUUAUAAAAAGGUACUAUGGUGGCAAUGAAAUUAUUGACAAAAUGGAACGCCUGUGUCAGGAAAGAGCUCUUGAGGCUUUCAGGCUUGAUCCUGAAAAAUGGGGCAUCAAUGUGCAGCCAUACUCAGGAAGUCCAGCUAACUUUGCAGCCUUUACAGCCCUCUUAGAACCUCAUGAUAGGCUAAUGGGCCUGGAUUUACCAGAUGGUGGACAGUGAGUGAAAUUGAAAGCAUAUUUGGACCAUCAUAAAUUGAGUCUUUUAGUCUCACUCUAUUUGAUAGACCUGUCAUUAAACAUGACACUUGCUUAGGUUCAUAUUUUUUAAUCAUUACCAUAUAUUACAGUGAAUAACUCGAUCCUUAUGAAAUGCAAAGGCCUAACUUUUUGUUUGAAACAAACACCUAAAAUCUCAUGUUAGCGUACAAUGCGAUCCGAUAAUCUUUUGCCAUAACAAGUUAAUAAUAAAAUACAAUUUGAUGAAAGAAAUAUUAAUUUGAAAUAAAAAUAUCAAAAUCCUUUAAAUUAUUAUGAAAUUUAAAAUGAACAUCGAUUGGGCACUACUUGCAUUACUUUGUUUAUGCGCAGAUACUUUUCACGCUCUGUCGCUGAUUGCAAGUGGGUCAAGUAGAUUUUGUUACAUAAUUAUUACAGUAGGGUUAAUAUGGUUUCAUGAAUAAUUACUUAAUAAGUAUGCCCGUAUAGUGGGAACUCCUAACCUUAAGUACAUUUUUUAAACUAUAAAUUUCUUGCAAUAAACUUUUUACGCGGUAAUAUACCAGUACGGUACAUAUACUCCGACUCACUAUACAAAUAAUAUUGAACUAAGAUAAUCUAUUUUUGCAGUUUAACUCAUGGCUUCAUGACAGAUACCAAGCGAGUAUCUGCCACAUCUAUUUACUUUGAGUCAAUGCCAUACAGACUGAAUGUAAGUUAGUUAUUUUAAUUUUAUCUUACUUUGUAUAUUUCAUUUAAUUUUUUUUUUAAUAUCGAUUUCCAGUAUAAUUAAAUAGUAUAAUUGCACAAAAAAUAUAAUUUUGUAAAUGUAAAAACUUUCUUUAAAUAAGCAGACAUCUAAUACCUUCUUUAUGACUUAGUAAAAUGUAUUUACAAUAUUUAAAUCUCCAUGAUUAACAUUUAUUUUGUUUAUCAUUUAAGCCGAAAACUGGUUACAUCGACUAUGAGAAACUGAGGGAAACGGCUAAAUUAUUUCGUCCAAAGCUCAUAAUUGCUGGAACAACUGCUUAUUCAAGACUCCUAGAUUAUAAGGCAUUUCGAGAGGUAUGAAUAACAGAAUGUUAAAGUAAAUUCCACUUGCUAAGUUUUUAGUUUUGUUUUCCGAAUAUCUUCUAUUUUAACUAUUAACUUAAUUAUUUUUUUUUUAAAUUUAAAGUUACAAUGUUUUAUAAUUUAUAACAUAUUUUGCAUUCUUCAUUGAGUUACAAUUUUUCAUGAAUAUUUUCAGGUAUGUGAUGAAGUCAAGGCACAUCUGUUGGCUGAUAUGUCCCACAUUUCAGGACUUGUGGCAGCUAAUGUUAUACCCUCGCCUUUUGAAUUUGCUGAUGUUGUAACAUCUACCACACAUAAAACUCUCAGAGGUCCAAGGUAAACUCAUUAAUAUAGGCUACACACAGGGUUGCUGUACCUAUAUGUACUGGGCAACAUCCAUUUUCAUGGAUUUUUUUCUAUCCAAAUAUGAAAAGCUGUUAACUGCCGUAACUUAUAUAUUCAUUAAAAUAAUUUCAAUACAUGUAAAAGUUUGUAAAAAGAGAUAAUUUUUUAUCGUAACUUACAGUUACAGUAAAAGUUAAUCUAUUAACCCAUUCCUGCCAAGACCAAUAUAUUUUUAUGUUAACUCUCAUAUGCAGUCUUUAUUAUCUUACACAAAGCAAAGUGGCCUGACUCAUUUGGAAAAAUAUUGGCCCUUUUUUUUAAAAGAAAGUAUUUAAAAAAUGAAAUGUUUCCAUUUUAUUAUGUAUAUUGUUAUCUGAUAAAAAUGAAAGAAUUUUAAAAAAACAUGAUUAAAUAUAAUAUAAGGUUAUUUCAUAUGUAGAACAUAUGUUUGAAUUUAAUAUCCAAAGUGAAACAAGGGUAAGCUAAAUAUGAAUUUACCAUCAUCAAAAACAUAAUCAUCUGCCGCAAGUAAUGACGUAUAAAUUUAAGGAUAGAAUUGGAAAUCGCUUUCUGCACCAAUUCCAUUCAGUAGAUUCUACAUUGGUCAUUUUAUAUUGCUAAUAAUUAAUAGACUUAUCAAGAGCUUGGAAAGUCAUGCUCCAUUCUUAGGCUUUUAAUUUUAACACAAUGUAUAUUUAAGCCCUUUGAUUUCUCCAUAUAACAGAGGGAGGUUAACUUGAGAGCUUAAUGCAGCUAAAGGUGGGAUGGGAAGGCAUGUUUAGGAAAAUAGAUAAAGACACCACUGUAUGAUUAGCGGGAAUAACAGUUGAACUAAACAGUUGACAUAACACUGUCAAGUUAGCUGUGUAUCAUAAAUAUUUGUAAAUCUUUUUAUUUGACCUUAAACAGAUCUGGAAUCAUCUUCUACCGCAAAGGUGUAAAGUCAGUUGACAAAAAGACAGGGAAAGAGACUUUGUAUGAUUAUGAAAAAACUAUAAAUAAUGCUGUCUUCCCAGCUUUGCAAGGAGGACCCCAUGAGCAUCAGAUUGCAGCCAUUGCAGUAGCACUGCGCCAGGUAGAUGAUUCAUUUUUAACUUUUAAAGUUCUCUCUGUUACAUUAAGUCAUUAAAGUAUUUGUCAUAGGUGGGAAUAUAUGGGAGAUAAGUAAUAAUUCCCAUAUUACUUAUCUCCCAUAUAUUCCAAUCGGUGACAGUACUGAUAUUUAAAAGGUUAAUUGUGUUGCAAAAUUUAUUUAAAUAUUAACAGUAAAAGUAAAAUGUUUUCUCCAAGAAAUUUUAUGUCUUUUUUACAAUUGGUGCCAGUAUACAAAUUUCAAAAUAUAGUACCGGUAUAUGGAUUUAUGGGUUUGAGGAUGUGAGGAAUUUUGUGUCAAAAGUUUUAUCAUAAAGAAUGUUUUAAGUUAGAUUAGAAGACAUAAAAAUUUUAUCUUCUGAUGUUUUAGAAGAAUGACUAGCUGAUAUAAGAUUGGAUUAUAGUGCUACUAAAAAUUCAUGCUGUCUAACUUAAUUUUAAUAUUUCCUUGACAUGUCACCAGGCUUUGCAACCCGAGUUCAAGGCAUAUCAAGAGCAAGUGUUGAAGAAUGCCAAAGCCAUGGUUGAACCACUUACUAAGAGAGGAUACACUGUAGUAUCUGGUAUGAUCUAGAAUUCUAUGCAAUGAUAUGCUAACAUCUAUACAAUGCUAACAUAAAGGCUGUGGACAUAAUUACCAACUACUGAACUCCAUUGGUGUGACUAUUUUCACGAUCAUUUAUUUCUUUGCACCAUUGUAUAAUACUGCAAAUUGCAGUACCCGGUAAUAUCUUUGUAGCCAGUAUUUCAUAUUUGUUGUAUUACGGUUUAUAUUUCAAUUCAGAUAUUUCAACUGAUAUUAAUACUGUUAAACAUUUUCAUUCAGAGCCUUUUUGUGCUGGUAAUUUAAUUGCAGGUGGCACCGACAAUCAUCUCAUUUUAGUAGACCUCCGCCCAAGAGGUACAGAUGGUGCAAGGGUCGAGCGAGUGCUUGAGAUGUGUUACAUUACUGUUAACAAAAACACUUGUGCUGGGGAUAAAAGUGCUAUGACGCCUGGAGGAUUGAGAUUGGGUAAUUUCAGAAAUUAUUCCAUAGUUUGGAAUAAAUGUUCUCUCUCUUCUCACCGUGGAUACCCUGUUACCAUAUUGGGUCAAUGUUGUUACCGGGUAUUCAUUAACCCAUUCCUGCCACAUUUUGCAUGUGGCUUUAGUUCGCUCAUUCAAGGUGAUCAUCAACUUGUAAUUCCAAUUCUUUUUGAAGAAUUCAGAAUGUUUUUUUCUUCUUUUGUUUCUAAUUUUGAAAGUGGCUUUCAAGUUCAUGCAAGCUUAGAUGAUGAAAUUCUUUAAAAGAUUGGUGCAAAACCUAUUGAUAUCAUUGCAAUUGCAGACAUAGUCAUAGAUGAUCCAUUGGUUAAAGAAAAGAAGUAUAAAAAGAAUAUGUUUAAAAUUAGUACUAGGGGAUCAUGAGAUGAUGCUGGAAAAGAUGCUUAUGUAUUCAACUUGAGAUAUUAUAAUCUCUAAAUAACAGUAUUUCUUUUAUCAGGGUUAUCAAAUUACUACAUUUAUUUUUAUACCUAAUAAAAUUAAUAAAACAAUGAAUUUUCAUUUUAAUCAACAUUAAAAAUACACCCUAACUUUAAAAGCAUUUUUUGGUAUUUAAUUUAUAUAAGGAAUUAUGCCCCCCGGCUUAUGUUUUAGGGUUGAUUUCAAAAGUAGGUUAGGCUGUUCUGUUCCAAUUAAUUACACAUCUUUUGAUAAUGUUUGAGUUUGUUACUACCAUUACCAGUAAAAGUAUAAGUUGUGACAUGUAUUUGUGCAAUCACUUGAACUUGAAUCAUCUGUGGUCAAACUGUGGCAGGAUAUUAUUUAAGAUCCUUUCAUUUUCACCACAACAUGUUAGUUUGGGGCCUUCCAUAAAUUAAUGAUGCUACACUAUUUUGGACAAAUUGUUACCUAAUCAUCACAAACUGAGAAACCCUAUUACUAUAACUAUAACAUCACAAAUUCUUGACAUCCCACUCUCCCUAGAUGUCAUUAAUGGUGUCAUUAAGGAUGAUGAGGUCUUAGUAGGGUCUUUGUCAUGUUGUGAUGUAUUACAAUACAAUAGAACACAACUUAUGCUGAGGCUUUGUUCUAUCUAGGUGCUCCAGCCCUUACAACAAGAGGAUUUAAAGAGAAAGAUUUUGAAAGAGUGAUCGAUUUGUUAGAUAAAGGGGUGCAGAUAACAGUACAAGCUCAGCAACAAACUAGUAAGAACCAGUGUUUUAAACUUUUUAUCUUGAACUUGAAUUAACUUUCUACAAUAAGGAACUCUGAAGAAAUAUAUACCACUAUCAUCAGUAGGACAUUGGUCUCAAACUGUACAAAAUUGAAAAUACCAGGUACCGGGUACUGAUAAUUCAAAUUAAAAGAAGAAAUAUGUUGAGUGGUAAUCAGUUUACACUCUAUCACUUCACAAUUAUUUGUGUAAAUUCAGCUGGAUAUUAAUAAACAACUGAUGGAUGGUUAAUUAUAAUACAAAUGUAAAGGAAACAGGUAAUAAGCAAAACAAAGUACAGGUAUGGGCGAACCUGAAAAACGGCGUAACAAAACAAUGAAAGUGAGAGUGUCAGCCAGACACCGUAUUCAGUGCACAAACAGUAAAAAUAUAAAGCUAAUAAUAUUAUGUUCCGUUAGCUAAUUGUUUAUUUAUUUAUUUUUUGUUUCCGGUACUGUAGUUUGUUCGCUGAAGAAAGCUUCCUGCCGAGAUGUUUGUUUUUUCGCAUGCCUUAUUCAUUCAGGUUUUCCCAUUUUGUUGUGCUCAUUUCCCUGAUUGCAGUCUCUUAUUACCAUAGUAGUACGAAGGAAACAUCCUCCACUUUCAGCUGAUAAUUUUUGCUGUUUUAUUAAUUUUAUAUUUAUAUUAUAUCCACAGAAACACUGAAAGAAUUCAAGGCUUUUGUAGUUGAGAAUGAAGAUCUCCAAAAGAAAAUAAAAGCUCUGAAAGAAGAGGUCAUGGAUUUAGCAAAGAAUUUUCCCAUGCCAGGAUUCAGUGAUAGAUGAAUAAUUGAAAGACUACACCAAUUCCAAGACCUAAUUAAUAAAGCAAUUUGUACUUGUUAAUGUUAUUUUACUGUGGUGCUGGGUUAAAAUUUAAUGGUAGUAUUGUAGUAUUAUUAGAAAUGUUACGUUUAUCCAUGUUUAUGAUGAUUACCGGUAUGUGGUUAAUGUACAUUUAAACAGAACAGUAUUAAUUCAUUGAUUUAUUAUUAUUAGUGUGUUGGUUCCAGCAUGCAUUUUGAAUGGUAUUAAAAUGUUCUCCACACUUUUAAUUUAUCAAUUACUCAUAUAGCAAUAUCAUAACAUUCUGUUAUCAUACCUGGUAAUCUAAGACUUUUUUUUUGGUCCAAUUUCUAAAGUUACAUUUAAAUUAGAGUUAGAGGUACUGGGUCCUGGUACCAAUGUAAUUUUAAUUACCGGUACCCGGUAGUUAUUUAUUUAAUUUACAAUUGCAACCCUUGAAAUAUCCUUUUUAAAUCCUGGUACUGGUGCUUAUUGAACUACCGGAGUAUAACUAUAAAUACCGGUUACCAGUAAUUUAAAAUACCCCCAUUCAUUAAGUUAACAUGCUACUACUACUCUCACUACUACUACAGUGUAACUGUAAAAUAAAGCACAUCUGCUAACUUUUAAAGUGAUAAAGUCCAUUAAGUCAUUUUCACUAAUUUUCACCUGGCAUGAUACUGGUACUUAGCAUAGUACCUUCCCCUAUUUUGUAUUUAUUUUUUUACUACUACUGUAGGUAUUUUUGAAGAUAUCAAACUUGGUUUAUUGUAAAAAAAAUAACCUGAUGUACCCGGUAACUGUAACUCUAAAACACUGACUGACAUCUGUAUGAGUGUGGUACGGUACUUUUAAAUUCAUGCACAUGUGAAAUGGGG